Aphanomyces invadans is the source of this 372-nucleotide messenger RNA. RefSeq lists its product as hypothetical. The coding region runs from base 50 to 328 and encodes 92 amino acids. Gene Ontology annotation, cellular component: mitochondrial small ribosomal subunit; mitochondrion. The transcript has 3 exons. The record is from RefSeq and is a predicted model, not a curated record. NCBI's taxonomy places the organism in Eukaryota, Oomycota, Saprolegniomycetes, Saprolegniales, Verrucalvaceae. Gene Ontology annotation, biological process: mitochondrial translation. Gene Ontology annotation, molecular function: structural constituent of ribosome.
UUUCGUUCUACCAAUCCAGUCCAUUCCCUGCCAUUCCCUUUCCUCGAACAUGGCCGCCACCAACGCCGCCGCGAAGCUCAACCUCUUUAAAGCUAUCUGCGGUAAGCGAAACUUUGGUGUGGGCCAGAAAGUCACCCGCGCUAUCUGGGAUCGCUUUGAGGAAACUCCUGGUUCCACAACAUCGUUCAUUGAAAUCACACGCGUUGAACCUUCACCAGACCUUGCGCAUGGCAAAGCCUAUGGCAUUAAGACUUUCCGUGGUGUCUCCGAAGGGAAGGUGCGCCGUGUCGACGGACCCCUCAAGAAAGACUGGCGCAUUGUAGCAUAAUGCGAUAAACCACUUUCAAAGACUAUCCUUUCGAAUGCCUUCGA